Molecule: messenger RNA, 471 nt
Organism: Laccaria bicolor S238N-H82
Lineage: Eukaryota; Fungi; Basidiomycota; Agaricomycetes; Agaricales; Hydnangiaceae
Gene: LbRNRalpha2
Product: ribonucleotide reductase, alpha subunit
Exons: 3
Coding region: 1-471 (156 amino acids)
Biological process (GO): deoxyribonucleotide biosynthetic process
Cellular component (GO): ribonucleoside-diphosphate reductase complex
Molecular function (GO): ATP binding; ribonucleoside-diphosphate reductase activity, thioredoxin disulfide as acceptor
Source: RefSeq, a predicted model, not a curated record
AUGGCUGAUAUCGUCCUGAUUCUGCGUGCAUGCGAUGCCACCGCCCACUCUUCCACAGGCUGCUAUGUCGACCAAGGAGGCAACCAGCGUUCUGGUACCUUCACCAUAUACAUCGAGCCAUGGCAUGCUGACAUCUUCGAAUUCCUUGAUUUAAGGAAGAACCAUGGAAUGGAGGAAGUCUGCGAAUGGGUCGGGCCCAACAGAGACUGGCCCUUGUUCUGCCCUAACAAGGCACCAGGCCUUGGCAAGGUUAAUAGCGCUGUUUCGAGGCUUUUCACAAGGAGAAGGAAGGUCGUGCCCGCAAGUCCAUUUUUGCCCAGAAUCUGGUAUGCUAUACUAGAAGCUCAGAUCAAGACUGGAGGUCCUUUCAUGGUCUAUCGAGAUCACACCAACACCAAAUCCAACCAAAAGAACCUCGGCACUAUCAAAUCGUCAGAUCUUUGCAUGGAAAUCACUAAGUACUUCCUCUAA